CGUCGCCUCUGUUUUAUCCACUGCUCUGGUUCAGACCAGAGAAACUCCCGUUACACUGAAGAUUGGAACAUUCUGGAAGAAUGCAAACGGACCCGGACCAGGUUUCCAGAGGAGAGUUAGGAGGAUUCAACUCCGUGAGGCAAAGCUCCAAUCUUGUUGCAGCGGUCUCAGGACCUGAGGCCCGUAACACUGACACCAAGAAUCAUAAAGGAAGACCCAAAAGAUACUGCUGUGAUGAUUGCGAGAAAGUCUUCACCACUUCAUCAAACCUGAAGAUCCAUAAGAAAACUCACACUGGUGAUAAACCACAUAGCUGUGAUCAGUGUGGAGCGGCUUUUACCCAUAAAAGUCACCUAACGAGACACCGACGUAUUCACACUGGAGACAAGCCUUACAGGUGUGAUCAGUGUGGUGCGGCUUUUGCCCAACAAUGUGAUCUAACGAGACACCAACGUAUUCACACUGGAGACAAGCCUUACAGAUGUGAUCAGUGUGGAGCGGUUUUUGCCCGGCAAGAUCAUUUGACGAGUCACCAACGUAUUCACACUGGAGACAAGCCUUACAGGUGUGAUCAGUGUGGGGCGGCUUUUGCCCGGCAAGAUCAUUUGACGAGUCACCAACGUAUUCACACUGGAGACAAGCCUUACAGGUGCGAUCAGUGUGGGGCGGCUUUUGCCGAGCAAGGUGCUCUAACCAAUCAUCAACGUAUUCACACUGGAGACAAGCCUUACAGGUGUGAUCAGUGUGGAAAGGCUUUUGCCCAGCAAGGUGCUCUAACGAAUCAUCAACGUAUUCACACUGGAGACAAGCCUUACGGGUGUGAUCAGUGUGGAGCGGCUUUUGCCCGGCAAAGUACCCUAACGACUCACCAACGUAUUCACACUGGUGAUAAACCAUACAGCUGUGAUCAGUGUGGUGCGGCUUUUACCAAGCGAGAUCAUUUGGCGAGUCACCGACGUAUUCACACUGGGGAAAAGCCUUACAGAUGCGAUCAGUGUGGAGUGGCUUUUGCCCAGCAAGGUCAUUUGACGAGUCACCAACGUAUUCACACUGGAGACAAGCCCUACAGGUGCGAUCAGUGUGGAGCGGCUUUUGCCCGGCAAGAUCAUUUGACGAGUCACCAACAUAUUCACACUGGAGACAAGCCUUACAGAUGCGAUCAGUGUGGAGUGGCUUUUGCCCGGCUAGGUCAUUUGACGAGUCACCAACGUAUUCACACUGGAGACAAGCCUUACAGGUGUGAUCAGUGUGGAGCGGCUUUUACCCAUCAAAGUAACCUAACGACUCACCAACGUAUUCACACUGGAGACAAGCCUUACAGGUGUGAUCAGUGUGGAGCGGCUUUUACCCAUCAAAGUAACCUAACGACUCACCAACGUAUUCACACUGGAGACAAGCCUUACAGAUGCGAUCAGUGUGGAUCGGCUUUUGCCCGGCUAGGUGAUUUGACGAGUCACCAACGUAUUCACACUGGAGACAAACCCUACAGAUGUGAUCAGUGUGGAGCGGCUUUUGCCCGGCUAGGUGAUUUGACGAGACAUCAACGUAUUCACACUGGAGACAAGCAUUACAGGUGUGAUCAGUGUGGAGCGGCUUUUGCCCAGCAAGGUACUCUAACGAGACACCAACGUAUUCACACUGGAAACAAGCCUUACAGGUGUGAUCAGUGUGGAGUGGCUUUUGCCGAGCAAGGUAAUUUGACGAGACAUCAACGUAUUCACACUGGAGACAAGCCUUACAGGUGUGAUCAGUGUGGAGCGGCUUUUGCCGAGCAAGGUAAUUUGACGAGUCACCAACGUAUUCACACUGGAGACAAGCCUUACAGAUGCGAUCAGUGUGGAUCGGCUUUUGCCCGGCUAGGUGAUUUGACGAGUCACCAACGUAUUCACACUGGAGACAAACCCUACAGAUGUGAUCAGUGUGGAGCGGCUUUUGCCCGGCUAGGUGAUUUGACGAGACAUCAACGUAUUCACACUGGAGACAAGCCUUACAGGUGUGAUCAGUGUGGAGUGGCUUUUGCCCAGCAAGGUCAUUUGACGAGACAUCAACGUAUUCACACUGGAGACAAGCCUUACAGGUGUGAUCAGUGUGGAGCGGCUUUUGCCCGCCAAGUCUUCACCACUUCAUCAAACCUGAAGAUCCAUAAAAAAACUCACACUGGUGAUAAACCAUACAGCUGUGAUCAGUGUGGAGCGGCUUUUGCCCAUAAAAGUAACCUAACGAGACACCAACGGAUUCACACUGGAGACAAGCCUUACAGCUGUGAUCAGUGUGGAGCAGCUUUUGCCCAGCAAAGUAACCUAACGACUCACCAACGGAUUCACACUGGAGACAAGCCUUACAGGUGUGAUCAGUGUGGAGCAGCUUUUGCCCAGCAAGGUCAUUUGACGAGUCACCAACGUAUUCACACUGGAGACAAGCCUUACAGGUGUGAUAAGUGUGGAGCAGCUUUUGCCCAUCAAAUUGAUCUAACGAGACACCGACGUAUUCACACUGGAGAGAAGCCUUACAGGUGUGAUCAGUGUGGAGCAGCUUUUGCCCUGCAAGGUCAUUUGACGAGUCACCAACGUAUUCACACUGGAGACAAGCCUUACAGGUGUGAUAAGUGUGGAGCAGCUUUUGCCCAUCAAAUUGAUCUAACGAGACACCAACGUAUUCACACUGGAGAGAAGCCUUACAGCUGUGAUCAGUGUGGAGCAGCUUUUGCCCAGCAAAGUAACCUAACGACUCACCAACGGAUUCACACUGGAGACAAGCCUUACAGGUGUGAUCAGUGUGGAGCAGCUUUUGCCCAGCAAGGUCAUUUGACGAGUCACCAACGUAUUCACACUGGAGACAAGCCUUACAGGUGUGAUAAGUGUGGAGCAGCUUUUGCCCAUCAAAUUGAUCUAACGAGACACCAACGUAUUCACACUGGAGAGAAGCCUUACAGGUGUGAUCAGUGUGGAGCAGCUUUUGCCCAGCGAGGUCAUUUGACGAGUCACCAACGUAUUCACACUGGAAACAAGCCUUACAGGUGUGAUCAGUGCGGAAAAGUCUUCACCACUUCAUCAAACCUGAAGAUCCAUAAGAAAACUCACACUGGUGAUAAACCAUACAGCUGUGAUCAUUGUGGUGCGGCUUUUGCCGUGAAAGGUUAUCUUACGACUCACCAACGUAUUCACACUGGUGAGAAACCAUACAGCUGUGAUCAGUGUGGAGCGGCUUUUACCCGACAAGAUAAUCUAAAGAAUCACCAACGUAUUCACACUGGAGACAAGCCUUACAGCUGUGAUCAGUGUGGAGCGGCUUUUGCCGUGAAAAAUAAUCUUACGACUCACCAACGUAUUCACACUGGAGACAAGCCUUACAGAUGUGAUCAGUGUGGAGCGGCUUUUGGCAAGCAAGGUCACCUAAGGACUCACCAACGUAUUCACACUGGGGAAAAGCCUUACAGAUGCGAUCAGUGUGAGGCGGCUUUUGCCGAGCAAGGUCACCUAAGGACUCACCAACGUAUUCACACUGGGGAAAAGCCUUACAGCUGUGAUCAGUGUGGAGCGGCUUUUGCCCAGCAAGGUGCUCUAACGAGUCACCAACGUAUUCACACUGGAGACAAGCCUUACUGGUGUGGUCAGUGUGGAGCGGCUUUUGCCCGGCACGAUCAAUUGACGAGACAUCAACGUAUUCACACUAGAGACAAGCCUUACAGGUGUGAUCAGUGUGGAGCGGCUUUUGCCCGGCAAGGUGAUCUAACGAAACACCGACGGAUUCACACUGAAUAAAAAGUGUACAUUUGUGAUCAGUGGUGAUAUCAUUUAUUUUGAGAGUUCAGUUAAAAGGCACCAAUUUAGUUUAGUUAUUUUAGUUUGAAAGAAAUCAUUCUGGUGGUUCGAUUGUGGGAAAGAUUUUAAAUAUUUUUUCUAAAAAGCAGCAGAUUCUUACAGCUGUAAGAGCUGUUCAGUUAUAACCAGAUUUAGAAAAUGAAGUACAAGAAUUCAAUUAAAAUGUCUUUAUUUUGAACAUGAUGGUAGUGUAAGUCACAGACAUGCUCGAGCAUACUUGAACAAUGAAUGCAAGAGAUUCUUUUUUUGAAGCAGCAGAAGUUUUGACAUGUUCAAAAAGAAGUAAGAAGUAAAAAAAAUGUCUCCUUCCCCUUGAACUCAAUACCAUGUUUUCACAUAGACCCUUGUUAUUAGAUGUCAAAAAUCUUGAUGUAUUGAGACGUUAUACAAAUCAAUAUUAAGAAUUUUACACAGUGUAAACAUAUUGUGGUAUAGAUGAGUAUAAAUUUGUGGAUUCCUGGGUGAUUAUUGCCAUUUGCAGUUACAUGUCCCUCUAUAUAAACACUAUUUACUAUGAGUCCCUGUAUUCAUCUAUACAUAAAAGCAUUUUUUUUUUAUUAACAUACAGUACUAACAGUGACAAAAGAGUGCGUGCGUGCGU
Cololabis saira (Pacific saury) is the source of this 4422-nucleotide messenger RNA. RefSeq names its product zinc finger protein 721-like. Gene Ontology annotation, biological process: regulation of transcription by RNA polymerase II. Lineage: Eukaryota; Metazoa; Chordata; Actinopteri; Beloniformes; Belonidae. Gene Ontology annotation, molecular function: RNA polymerase II cis-regulatory region sequence-specific DNA binding; DNA-binding transcription activator activity, RNA polymerase II-specific. The record is from RefSeq and is a predicted model, not a curated record. Gene Ontology annotation, cellular component: nucleus. The transcript has 10 exons. The coding region runs from base 81 to 3761 and encodes 1226 amino acids.